ACUGCGGGAAAACUAGGGAAGAAGCCCAGGCGUUCAUGGCUCAUUGCGUCCCGCUCUACCUCGGUGGUUCGUGGGGAGCGACCUCCGGGAAGCGUCCAAAGUGGAGUUCCCACACACGCUGCGAACCCACGGCCGGUUUUCUCUGAACCCGCGUCCUUGAGUCUGGGGGGUGGAGGCGGAGAAAAGGGUGCGGAGCGACCCCACGCAGGGCCGCCGCCCUCCCACUAGCGCGUCCUGCCGCGCCGGCCGCCACAGGCUGGCAUCGCAGCUGCCGCCCCGCCCUCGUCCCUCCACCCCCUGCACGGGACUGCUGGCCCCGCCCCGCCCCGCCUGCAGGUGAAGCGGCCGCAGCCGCCGAGUAGGUGCGUGGGGAUGAUCUCACUCGCGCGCUCCGCGCCAGGAGGAGGAGGAGCGGGAGCGGAUCCAACUUCCGGGUAGUGGAGCCGCAAGCCACCGGCAUCUUGCUUUUUCUUCCCCCUCCUCCUGUGUGCCCCGCGCCGCUCCUUCUUUCCCUUUUAUUCCCGGCCCCACCCGCCAAAAUGAACAGCUCGGACGAAGAGAAGCAGCUGCAGCUCAUCACCAGUCUGAAGGAGCAAGCAAUAGGCGAAUAUGAAGACCUUAGAGCAGAGAACCAGAAAACAAAGGAGAAGUGUGACAAAAUUAGGCAAGAACGAGAUGAAGCCGUUAAAAAACUGGAAGAAUUUCAGAAAAUUUCUCACAUGGUCAUAGAGGAAGUUAAUUUCAUGCAGAACCAUCUUGAAAUAGAGAAGACUUGUCGAGAAAGUGCUGAAGCUUUGGCAACAAAGCUAAAUAAAGAAAAUAAAACAUUGAAAAGAAUCAGCAUGUUGUACAUGGCCAAGCUGGGACCAGAUGUAAUAACUGAAGAGAUAAACAUUGAUGAUGAAGAUUCAACUACGGACACAGACGGUGCCGCCGAGACUUGUGUCUCAGUACAGUGUCAGAAGCAAAUUAAAGAACUUCGAGAUCAAAUCGUAUCUGUUCAGGAGGAAAAGAAGAUUUUAGCCAUUGAGCUGGAAAAUCUCAAGAGCAAACUCGUAGAAGUAAUUGAAGAAGUAAAUAAAGUUAAACAAGAAAAGGCUGUUUUAAAUUCAGAAGUUCUUGAACAGAGAAAAGUCUUAGAAAAAUGCAAUAGAGUGUCCAUGUUAGCUGUAGAAGAGUAUGAGGAGAUGCAAGUAAACCUGGAGCUGGAGAAGGACCUUCGAAAGAAAGCAGAGUCAUUUGCACAAGAGAUGUUCAUUGAGCAAAAUAAGCUAAAGAGACAAAGCCACCUUCUGCUGCAGAGCUCCGUCCCUGAUCAGCAGCUUUUGAAAGCUUUAGAUGAAAAUGCAAAACUCACCCAGCAACUUGAAGAAGAGAGAAUUCAGCAUCAACAAAAGGUCAAAGAAUUAAAAGAGCAACUAGAAAAUGAAACACUCCACAAAGAAAUACACAACCUCAAACAGCAACUGGAGCUUCUAGAAGAAGAUAAAAAGGAACUGGAAUUGAAAUAUCAGAAUUCUGAAGAGAAAGCCAGAAAUUUAAAGCACUCUGUUGAUGAACUCCAGAAACGAGUGAACCAGUCUGAGAAUUCAGUACCUCCACCACCUCCUCCUCCACCACCACUUCCCCCUCCACCUCCCAAUCCUAUCCGAUCCCUCAUGUCCAUGAUCCGGAAACGAUCCCACCCCAGCGGCAGUGGUGCUAAGAAAGAAAAGGCAACUCAACCAGAAACACCUGAAGAAGUCACAGAUCUAAAGAGGCAAGCAGUUGAAGAGAUGAUGGAUAGAAUUAAAAAGGGAGUUCAUCUUAGACCCGUUAAUCAGACAGCCAGACCGAAGACAAAGCCAGAAUCUUCGAAAGGCUGCGAAAGUGCAGUGGAUGAACUAAAAGGAAUACUGGGGACACUUAACAAAUCCACUAGUUCAAGAAGCUUAAAAUCCCUUGACCCUGAAAACAGUGAAACUGAGUUAGAAAGGAUUUUGCGUCGCAGAAAGGUGACAGCAGAAGCAGAUAGCAGUAGUCCAACUGGGAUAUUAGCCACCUCAGAGUCCAAAUCCAUGCCAGUGUUGGGUUCUGUAUCCAGUGUAACAAAAACAGCCUUGAACAAGAAAACUCUGGAGGCAGAAUUCAACAGCCCGUCCCCCCCAACACCUGAGCCAGGUGAAGGGCCCCGUAAAUUGGAAGGAUGCACAAGUUCCAAGGUUACGUUUCAAUAAUCUGAAUCAGAAAAUACUGCAACUCCUUCCUCCUUUUGUCUGCCUUUUGUUCUCCAAAAGUAAGUGGAAAUUACAUUUCCAAGAAAGGAAAUGAAAUAAUUGCAGGCCCAAGGUCUGCAAAAUGUGUGUUGAAUUGACAGUGAAAAGGAUCCGUGUGUUGACAGACACAGUUGUUAGAUGCCAUAAAGGCGGAUGUGAAGCUCAAUUUAUUUCUCAUCUUGCUUGUUCAAUGACUGCUUAAGAGACACAUUCCAAUUUAAUUUAUCUACUUAAAGCUCUAAUACAAAUACUGUGGACUGCUGUAUUAACUUUUAAACUUUGAAACCUAAUGCUCGAUUAUUCGGUUCUUGACAUUCUUUAGCUAAAUAAAAUAACUGAUGCCGUGUAUUUUCAUAUUGACAGUAAUUUAUCAAAUAAGAGCACCUUUCUGGAAAAAUCUGUUUCUUAAGUAUAAUUAGACUAUCCAGAUUGAAUCUGAGAAUUCUGUGUACGUAUAGGGUAAUUAUUUACCCAGACCAGCACACUUCAUUCAUUUAUGUUUAAACCUUUUAAUGACUAAAAGAAGUUUAACUUAAUGUAGUUACAUGUAAGCUUUAACAGUUUGUAUCAUUUGUCAGAAUCCCCUGAAACUGGCCUAGCUUCCAGGAAUGAGAAGGGUUAUUUUCAGUGCUGUUUCUGGCUGGCUUUGACUUAUUAAUAAGUACUCUAUUAUACUAACCACAUUCUCUUACUUUAUAGACUUGGCCUGUCAAAGCACUUUGAAGUCGGGUCAGCAAUUAAUAAGUAAAAUAUUUCCUUUGCUUUUAAAAACUGUCUUUGCAUUCUAGUAGUUACACUUCUAUUUUUUCUGUGGCAACACCAUCGUUAGUGUUUCACGUGAGUGGCACUAUUGGCUGUUGACCUCAAUCAAGGUCAAGGGAGGAUGCCAAUGGCAGUCGGCUCUAAAUACAGACAUUACUGCCCCAACAUAUGUAUGCAUGCACUCUCUCUGUCACACACACACACACACACACACCCCAGCCCCAGCCACUCUAACUUCCCUUCCCCCUCCACUUUGGCCUUUUUGUCCCAGUACCACUUCACCCUAGGCCCUUCGCUGCCUAGUAUGGUCUUCUCUAAGCGCUGCAUGGCUUACUCCCUCGCCUCCAUGGAUGUGUUGCUCAAAUGUUAUCUUCUCUAUGAGGCCUACCCUGGCCACCCUAUUCAAAAUUGUAUCUCCUCUUCCCUUAAGCUCUGAUUCCGCCUUAUCCUACGUCAUUUCUCCCUAGAGCAGUUAUCACCUUCUAACUUACUAUAUACUUUAUUAAUUAUAUUUAUUGUUUUAUUUUUUCUCUCCCCCGCUGGAAUGUAAGCUCCAUGAGGGUAAGAAUUUUUCCUGUUUUGUCUACUGGUGUGUCUUACACACAUGGAACAAUUCCUGCCGUAUGGUAGGCUUUCAAUAAAUUCUUUUUGAAUAAAUGAAUGAGCACAUUUUCAGUAUGAAUAAAACAGUAGAAUAUCAACUACAAUACUCAAUCAGCAUUCUCCCAUUAUUCGACAGUCACAUAGGCACAUAAGCUUGAUAUUAGAGAUUUUUUGUUGGUUGGUUGUUUGAUUGGAUUAUUUGGUUUUAAAACAUUUUUUAAAUGCCUGGAAAUCACUUAUAUUCAGCUCGGUCUUGCAUAUCUUUUUUGCCAUUGUGCCUACUCCAAAUUAAGUUAUCAGAGACAACAGAAUACCCAGUUGUAAAAGAUUCACCUGUGCUCAUUUGAUUGGCCUCAGAUGGACAGGAAAGUUUGCAAAACUACCAAGAAAGGUUUUAAGUGUAAAGGUAGAGACAAAGACGUUUUCUGCAUAAGAUCGUCACUUAACCAGACAAUUAAAUAACAUCACGCUAUACCUAGAAAGUUUUUUUUCUUUUAAUAAAUUCCUAAAAUCAACAUAUGUAUAGAUUCCAUAUAAUUGAGUAACUCCUCUCUGGUAAAUUAUGAAGUCAAAGAUAUACUGAUUUAUUUCCUAGGGACCUGUAAGAAAGCAAGAAACACUUUUAAUGCUUAAUUAUAAGGAUUAAUUAAAAUUAACGUUCCUGUCACCAACAUAUGCAAAGCAAGGGUGUUUUUUUUCUGUUCUUAAGAAAAAAGAAGAAAAAGAAAGGAAAAGAUAAUCAGGACUUGGGAAAGCCUAAUUUAUUCUGUUUCUAUUUUAAUAAUAGCUUCAAAAUGUGUCCUGUUAAUUAUGUCUAAUAAGUAUAUACCAUCUAAUCCUAGUAUCUUAAAUCUCACAGUGAAUGUGAAUGUUAUAAAUUCCGAUUGGUUAUAAUUUAGAUCAGAAUUAUGCUCAUCAUGUCCCUUUAUGCUAUAAGAGGUAAAGGCCUAGCCAGGCACAUUAAGUGCAAGCCUCAUUUUUGCUUUCAUGCUCUUUCUGUUGAUUAAGAUUAAAUCUGAUAAUGUUAAAAUAUAGUAAGAUAUUUUAUUCACUAUAGUAAGAUAUUUUAUUCACUGAUUCAGGCCAAUCAAUGGGUGGGAAUCAAAGAGAGAAAAUUCUAAAUUAUAGGAUUUUUUUUUUUUUUUUUUUUUGAGAUGUAGUCUUGCUGUCACCCAGGCUGGAGUGCAGUGGCACGAUCUCGGCUCACUGCAACCUCUGCCACCCAAGUUCAAGCGAUUCUCCUGCCUCAGCCUCCCGAGUAGCUGUGAUUACAGGUGCCCACCACCAUGCCCGGCUAAUUUUUGUAGUUUUAGUAGAGACGGGGUUUCACUAUGUUGGUCAGGCUGGUCUUGAACUCCUGACCUCAGGUCAUCCACCCACCUCGGCCUCCCAAAGUGCUGGGAUUACAGGGGUGAGGCCACCAUGCCCAGCCUAAAUUAUAGAAUUUUUAAAAGAAACUCUUUUACUUUGAGACAGCUAUAAUACCUGGCAAUAGAAUAAUUAAGUGUUGCCCAGGGUCAGAAAAACAAGAAUGAUUUGUAUUUUAAUCAAUAAAAGCCUGUAGACAGGAGGGGGAGUAACAAGGAAACAAUGUGAUUUGUUUUCUAAGCCAGUGCCUGUCCGCCUAUGCACAGGGUGGCAAGCAGCAUCCAGUUAUUUCCAAGACUUGAACUCUAAAAUCAGACAGAGUAGGGUUCAGAUCCUGGGUCUGCUGUUUAGAUGUUUGUGACCCUGGGUAAGUUAUGUAAUCUAUAACUGAAUUUCCCGGUGUGUAAACUGAUGGUAGAAUGCCUGCCCUGUAGGACUGUCAUGUAAAUUAGAUCAUAUAGGAAAAGCAUUUUAAUAAAUUCCUUUCCUAUCUUAUCUUACAAUUAUAUUGCUAGGAUAAUGGAUCAUCAAGGACCAAAGCUAAGAUACUAGACCCCUGGGUUUUUGACUGGGCCAGAUGACUUGGACAAGUUGUUUAACCCCUCUGUGUUUUAUUUUCGUUUUGUUGUGUUUCUUCUUCUAAUCCAAAAUUGAGGCAAGUAGAUUACGUACUGUACAGAGUCCCUUUCAGCUUUCGAAUCCCAGUAAUUCCUAGCAAAUGUGUUCACUUGGUAAAGCUGUUCACGGUUAGGAAAAGGAGUAAGAGGCACAUAUUUCCUAGCUACGUGUCUCUCAGUGUAGUUUUUAUAGAAAAACACAAACCCAGAAAUGUAAAAUAAUUAAUUUUUAAAAUACAUCCUCAGGACUUACAAGUCCAAAUCAAAAUAACUGUUAUCUUUUAGAGUAGUACUCUUAGGGGCCAACAUACCCAUUGCAGCCCUUCACUAUUGCCCCAAAUGCAUUUAGACCUUUUUAGGUUAGAAGUACCUGAUCACAGGCCAGGCAUGGUGGCUUACACCUAUAAUCCCAGCACUUUGGGAGGCUGAGGCAAGCAGAUCACUUGAGGUCAGGAGUUCGAGACCAGCCGGGCCAACAUGGCAAAACCCUAUCUCUACUAAAAAUACAAAAAUUAGUCGGGUGUGGUGGCACAUGCCUGUAAUCCUGGCUACUUAGGAGGCUGAGGCAGGAGAAUUGCUUGAACCCAGGAGGUGGAGGUUGCAGUGAGCCGAGAUUGUGCUACUGCACUCCAGCCUGGGCCACAGAGCAAGACUCUAACUCAAAAAAAAAAAAGUACCUGAUCACAGAGAAAAUAAAUUGGGCAGUCUUUCCCACCUGUUUAUUUCGGGGUGGAGAAAAUGGGUGAGAAGAUGAGAAGAUUGCUUCAGAGCUGCUCUGCUGGUCCUCUAAGAGAAUAGUGUCAGUAUUCAUUUUGAUCAAAAGAUGACGUGACCCAUUUUCAUCACCACUGUGUUCAACAUAUGUUUCCAAAUGACUUUAGCUUUUGAAAGUGGAUGCAAUUUUUGGACAUAGCUAUCAGUUCGCCACCAUUGCAGAUGUAUGCAUUUUUUUAAUGUGACAUAGACACUUGAUAUGCCUGCCAAUCACUUUUACCGAAGAGUGUCGUGCAGUACAGUCAAGCUGAAGCUGGUUGGGGCCUAGCCUUCCUUCUUUCACCCCAGCUAGGUUGACUAGUCCCACAUUUACACAUUCUGGGAUGUUGAGUAGUGAGUAACUAGGAAAUUAAUGUUUCUGAAACAUAAGUCGAGCAAUAAAUAAGAAAACCCAGUAUACAUCAGUGUGGGUGAAAUUGCCUUCCAUUUUAAUCCUAUGUGAGAUACCUGAAACAUGUUAACUCUAUUAUCAACAGAAUGCAUAAGUCUGAUGUUCUUGGUUGAUAUAGGUAUAAUAAAAGAAAAAAGCAUUUUGGGGAGAAACGCCAAGAAACUUCCAUUCUGUGUGUGUGUGUUUUAAGUUAAUACUUCUAUCACUCUUUAUCAGUAUAUAUUCAUAAUAAAAUAAUAUCCAUCUAAGAGGAAAUGUGCUGAAAUUAUAGUAGGCAGGAUGUAUAUGUUAGCUAUAGAUGGAGGCUAUCGGUAAUGGAACCAGCAUCCAGUCUGGGGAUUGAGGGUUUUGGAAUUUGCUUCUGUGUUGUUGUUACUGUAUUUCACUAACAUUAAGCAAGGCGCUUUUGUGUAUUAUUUUAAUUCUUCCAAACCUAUAGAUUGGACAUUAUCCCCAUUUUACAGAUGAGAAAACUGAGGCUCAGUGAGAUAAACAACUUGCCCAAAAUUAUACUUCUAAUUGACAUUUAGGUCAAAUUGCACUUGAACGUUUUAAACUUUAUCUGCAACGCCAGUGCUUUUUGAACUAUGGUGUACUGCGUUUAGUGUCUUAAGAGCUUAAGGAAGGGGAAAGAAAAGAAUGACCAUAAGAUUCCUUCUAUAGGAGGUGAUGAUUCUGCAGUUAAGUUGCUUCAUUGACCCUAAGAUACUCACAUCCUGUUCCUUAGACCCUGCAUACUCAUAGGUAGUUUCAUGUCUUCCUUUUCUCAUUCUGUAAGGGUAACCUAAGCAAUUUAAAGAUCUCUUGUCAAGGGAGGAAAGUGUUACCCAGUAAAACAGAGUUCUGAAAAGGAGAGCCUAUCUGAAUUAGCAAAAAGUCUUAAAGAAUAAUUGGAAAGAAAUUAUUUUAAUCUUUUUCAUGCCAAAUGUCCAAUAAAGGGCCAUGCUUCAAAAUGAAUUUUAGAAAUUAGCCUGUCAGAAUACCAGCCUUAAGCUACUUUAGUCGUCAGCAUAAGCUCCAUUUGCACAUUUUUUAUUUUAUUGAACAUUUUAACCACGCUGAGAAAUAGUUUUUUCCCAGAAGUCAAAUACCUUGAAAAUUUCUGACCGUAAUCAUUGGAUUAGAAAGAUACUUUUACUAAAUGAUAAUAUGAUAAUAUAAAGGUGAAUCACUAUCUGUGAAUCUAGUUGAAAAACAUACAUUCUAAAGCACCAAAUACAUUUUAUUAUUGUAUCCACUUUAUUCUAUACCUUUUUAAGAGAGCUUCAUGUUUGGUCAAUUACUGGUUAACACCUCUGAGUUUGUGUUUAUCCAUUGGUCAUUAUGUUUUAGGACAUUUUUAUUAUAAAGAGAGGCAGGACACGUGGGCCUUCAGUAUGGAGAAAGAGGUAAGCAGAUCUUAAAAUGUGUCUGCAUCACAGUCAGGCAGAAGCUUAAGAGUUUCAUGUUUUCUUGCCCUCCUGCUUUUCUCCCCUGAAACCAUCUUAUCUGAAAGUGGCCCUGCUUGUCUGAAUUGAGCUUUUUCAUCCGUAUUCACACUUUUUCAAUUAAUUACUUUCAGGAAGGCGAAUAUUCUCCUAACAGUUGCAAUUAGACAAGAUAGUCAGCCUCAAAGAUGAUUUUUCAUUUUAUCUAGUUACUUCUAUAAAACCUUACUUCAAAAGGGAGAAGCCCUUCGAAAGGGAACUCCUGUUCCAUUUUAACAGUGUGGUUUGCAGUGCUUUCAUAGCUGUGACGUCUUGGUCAUUCUCAAAGAUCCUUUUAAACCACAAUUAAUUGCCAGAGAUUCUUCAAGUUAACAUUUUUCUAAUUUAUCGUGCUUCUCUUCACCCCAGGAUCCCCUCAAAACCGUAAGCUUUAUCAAGCUCUUUUCAAUUCCUUUUUAACUGCCAGACAGGCAGGCAGUUUGCUUUUUCGUUUGGGGGAGUCAAAAGAGGUUACAUGCUUCCCUAGAAGAAUUUAAAAAACAAAAACCCAUGUGGCAAUUAUAGGACUUCAGUUUCAAUAGAAAAUGUUCAUUUCCAGUGAAACCAUUUUUUUUUUAAUUUGCAUUUAAUUUCUAUGUCUGUGGUAUCUCUAAAUACAUGUGACUUUUGGCCCCACACAGAUUUAUUUUUGUAAGAGUUCAUCUUGUUUGGGCCAUUAACUGAAACCAAAGGGUAGUUGAUAAAAGAUAAAUUUUAGAUGUCUCUUGGUUCGUGUGACCAGUCAAACAUUUCCAUGAAAGAAAAAAAAUCUAAUUGCCUUUCAGGUUUUGAAUUAAAAGUAAGAUUGAUUUUUAUCAUUGUUUGACCUCUAACUGGUCUCUUCAUUCAGUAUUUCUAAUGUGAAACUAAUGUAGAAAAAUGAAAUAGGAAAGUACUGCUUUUUAAUUUACUGGAACUGGAGAAUCUGAGCUAUUUUAUUUUAUUUUGUUUACUUACUUUCUCUAAUCCUAUGAAAGAUUAUGAGCUUUUGAAAUACAUUAGCAAAUAAAAAUUGAGAUUCUUAACUUACUUCAGGGAAACUUGGCAUAAAAUUAUUCUCUCAAACUAAUUAUCUCAGCUGGAAAUUAAUUUAGUUGGCCAUGUAACCAUUCCUUAACAGAGGUUUGGGGUCACGUUUUGUUCAAAUGGAGACUAGGGAAGUUCUUUUAGUCCUGGGAUGGAAAGGAGUGGAUUUUCUUCCUGAUGGAUACUCCCACCCCCACUGUUUCCUCAUAACCUCCGCUUCUCCGCUUUCUUUCUCUUUUGUGUGUGUGUGCGUGCGUGUGUGUGUGUGUGUGUGCGUGCGCGUGUGCACAUGAGCGCCUAUCAGGGAGGGGGAGGGAGGGCGCCUUCCCUGUACUUAGUAAACAUUUGUUUCUGAGAAGAGACUACCAGCUAGCAGAAUGAACUGCAUGGACGUUACUGCUUAAUCUGAUGCUCUUAUACAAUUAAAGGAUUUGCUCUGCUCUCAACUGUAAUCUUAGUACUGCUGAAUUGUGUACUGACACUGCAGGAAACAGCUCUGUUCAGCAAAGUGCUGCUACAAAGGUUCUCCAUGUGCGCCUGUACAUGGACAAUUAAGUUUUAACAACAAAAUUAGCAGAACAACUGGAUGUUCUGGAAGUUGAGAUCCCUUCACUUCAUUUUUUUUCCUUCCCCCGCUGCCAAGGAGUUAUCCUGUGGACUGCCCGAAAGAUCCGCCUGUCAGGAUUGUCUUACAAGUGUUCUGAGUUGCUGUGCAAACAGCAACUUCCUCCAGAUUAAUUGUUGAGGAUGUAUUACACCUAGUGUAAAAAUGACUGUUAAACUGCUGUUGAGUAAAUCUCAAAAUUACUGUUAAAAUGCUGCUGAGUAAUUCUCAAUUCUCUCAAAGAAUUAAUUGCCUUCUAACAUUUGCUUCCAGUUGCAAGCACCUAUGAUUUUUAAGAGACUUUGUAUAAAAUAUACCAUUUCUGCAUAGAGAACCAAAUUGCUUUUGGUACAUUGUAGUUUUCUUAACCAUUUUUCAAUAGUCUCUACAGUGUUUAUGUUUCCUUUUAUUUGUGUAUAGUGGAGUAGAGGGGAGGUUUUUUUAUUCAAAUAGAAGAAGCUAAAACUCAAAUGCAAUGUCAGAUCUCAGAAUAAACUGACCCAAUUUCUGAAACCCAAUAAACACAUUUCAUUUGUAAUAUUCUUUAUUAUAUAGCUCUAUGAAAAGUAAUUUAUGACUUCCGAUCUUAAAAGAGAGUUUUAAAAAUACACAGUAAAUUGAAAGAAAAACUACUACAUUUAAAAAAAUGUUUUCCUGAAAACAUAGAAUGAAAAUGCAAGUAUUUUGUGCAUGGCAGCUGUUUUUAAGGAACCAAUGUUAUAUAUGGUGAAUUUUCUGGAAGACUUUAUGUCUCUUAAAAUAUUUCUUGUAAAUAACAUGACUUUUAAUAGCUGGAAUCUGAGUGGAUUUUCCAUGAGGACUUAAUGUUGUGCAGAAUUAUAAAAAGCUAAAAAACAAAGCUUAAGAAAAUGAUCACCCACAUUUCAGAAUCUUUUGGCUGAGCUGAAAUAGUAGUUCACGCAUUGUAAGUGUUGCUUUUGCUGUGAGAGUAGUCCGGUUUCCUGAACCUCCUUGUGCCAGUGUAUUUUAGAUUCUGUAAAUGUGUGCAGUCCAGCCUGCACUAGAGGAAUAAGAUAAUAUCCUACCAGGUACAAGAUACAAGGCUCCCUAGCAUUGUAUUGUGGUCUGGGAGGUAAGCUGUGUACUGGGAUGCCUGUGCUGCAGUCACUCAGCUAAAGAAAAUAUUGCUGAGCAUAGACACAGAUCUUUGCCCAGCCAUUGUUACCUAUGUUAGAAAGGAAUUCUUGUUCAUCUUGAGAGCAAAUCAGCAUCUAGAGGCUGAUGUCAGAUUUUCAAACAUAGUAGUAUUCUGUUGUUUAACAGUGUAAAUAAUUAAAUCUACUUUUUCCACAAAUAGAAGUGGACCCAAAUUGACAGACUAAUACAUUCUUUGAGCUAAAAUGAAGUUUUGAAAAAGUACCCAAAACAAAAAGGAAUUGAGCUUUGUUCUGCCUUUAUUAUAUUUUAAAAUACCGCUAGAAUCGGUAGUAAUAUAGAAAGUUUCACCUUAGGUUUGAAACUUUAUUUUGUGAAGUUUUGGACAAGUGUAUUAAAAACUUGUGAAGUUUUGGACAAGUGUAUUAAAAUCUCCUGGAAAAAUAGGGUUUCCAAAAUAAACAAUCAAAACUACCUCUGCUGUAAUGCCACUACUGUUCACUGCAGUAACUGUAUAAAGGGCUUGGAAAAAAAUAAGAAUCCUUAUUUUUACACCAGAGAAAAUAUAAAAGCAGCUUCCUCUUUGGAGUUUUUCCAGGAAACGACUUUAUAAAGACAAAUUUAAAUCUUUCUGUUUUCUGUCCUUGAAGGUGGUAAAUAUGGUUGCGGUUUUAUCCAUUUUUAUUGUAAAUGAAACGGAGUUCAGACCGUCCGGCUGUGCGUCAUUUGUUGGAUGGCUGCCACAGACUAAUGCAGACAUCCCACUGGGAGACCAGAGAAGAACUAUACUUUGAUUCACCAGAUUGUGUUAAAUAGUCCAGCUGUUGCGAUUUGAAAGAUAGUUACCUCAGAAGUGAAAUAGAAAUGAACUUGGCAUUUAUGCCUCAAACCAUUUUUAUACUGUUUGGCAAUCAGCUUUUCAGAGGUAGCAUUUUAUAAAAUAACUCUCACCGCUUAAAAGUUCAUUCACUGUAAUGUUCAAAAUGUCCCACCUUUAUAUUAUCAGUAAAAUUAAGCUUGAGUGAUAUGCAGAAUUUGCAUGAAAUAAGCAUUUCCGCCUUCAUUUCAUGAGCUUUGAUUGUAUUCAAUUGAGCUCAGAACCACGUCGAUUAGGGCUCUUUUGGGCAUUAGUUAAUUUGAAUUGCAGCCGAAAUGUUAGCUAGAAUGUUGUUGAAUAUAAUUGGAACGUGGAAAGUUGAUUUUGAAAGGAAUUUCAUUGAAUGCAAACAAUGAUGUGCUUUUUAAAAAUUAGAAUGCUGCACUUUCAUCUCUUGUAACACAGUCUGAGAAAUCACUGAGUCCUGUAAAGUUCAGCGUUGGCAUGGCCAUUGCCAUUGUUCUGAUUCUUCUAGUACCAGUAUGGUUUGGAGUCAGGUCUUUCCUUUUACUAGUAAGUUGCCCCACCUGCUCAGGCCCCACAUUUGGGCUCUCUUGCAGUAGGGGCACAAUAGCUGCUUUCUAAAAGGUCACCCAGGUUGUAUUUGGGCACCAGGCUUCAUAGAGUGGCAUAACUUGGUAUAUUUCUCCUAGCUUUUAUUUUGCUUUUUGGUUUUUGGUUUUGUCUUGAAAUAGCCUUUGAGCACAUAGUCUAAUAUGACCUGUGAAAAAUAUCUAUAUGAAUGGAUCAUAAAUGACAACCAGUAUGUUGUGGUAAGAAAAAAAUAUUGGACAGGAAAUCAAGAUUCCACUAGUUUAGUCCUGUAUCUGCUAUUAACAAGUUGUAUGCUGAUUUAACCUCACUCUUCCUUGGACACUUCAUCUGACAAAUGAAAAGGUUAGACUAGCUCACCAUGGUGAUCCCUGUCAGCCCAAGUAUCCCAUGAUUUUAGUUUUAAUUUAUAAGUGAUACUUGUAAAAUUUAAGUUUUACUUGCAGAUUUUGUGGCAUGCAGGAGACAGGCUGCCAUCGCUUUUUAUAAGUACAGAUUUUUAAUUCCUUAUUGUGGUCUUAGUCCUUAGAUGUUGCAUUAAAGUAGAAAAGUUGAAUAGAAAGACAGUGUAUUACAAUUCCUAUUGAAGUGGUGCAUUUGAGCUUCUGGGAUUUCUACCCUGGGGAGAAGCUUCAUAUUUAACCCUCUGGAACCUGCCACCAUGACUACUAGAGUGAGAACUUGGGUUCUUGGCACCAUCACUGAUGCGGCUCUGUGGCCCUUCCCAUACGAUAGGAAUGAAGGUAGAAUGAGGCCUAGGAGAAAGAAAGGCCUCUCAUUCCAGAAGCAGUCUUGGGCAGCUGCCCGUGGGAGCCAAGAGUGGACCUAGUGAUGUCAAGCCAGGAGGAGCUACAAACCACAGGGGAAAAAUUAAAACUAAGGGAUAGCUUGAAGGGAUAGACUUUUUAUUUACAGAUCUGGAAGAUGGAGAUGGAAACAGGGAUUCAGAAAGAAUGAAAUCAGUAAACAUGCCAAAAACUAGCCUGUAGCCGCCUAUUUCUAGGAGAAGAUGCCUUUGAGAAACAGCAUGCUGUCAUGGAAAAGGCAGAAACAGGGAGACAGGAGCUUCUGACUCUUGUUCUGACUCUGCCACUGAUAAGCUGUGUGGUUUCAGGCCAGUUCCUUCCCCUCUUCAUGCCCCAUCGUCCUCAUCUGUAAAAGGACAGGUCAGACUAGACGACUGCCCUAGUCCCUUUCCACCUUCCACUGGGAUUCUAAGGCAGUGGUCAUUAUCCUUGAGAAACCAGUCACUAUCCUUCCAUGCCUAGAUUCAGAAAAUGCCCACUGCGCCUAGUUCAGUGAUAACAAAGGGGUUCUCAAAUUGUAGCCUAUAAGUGACUUAAUAAUAGAUUAAUCUGCAGUCAAGAAGCUUGCUUCAGGACAGGGAAAUCGUUCUUUGGACUGAGACAAUUCCAGGACAAUUUCAGCCUGAUGAUACUAGGUUUAUGAGUUUUCAGUUCAAUCAACAUCCAUGUAUUGCUGCUGUGGAGCCCAGAGAGCACUUCCUGGAAAUUUUUAGCCCUGAGCUGAUGAAGAAAGCUUUUUCUAGGAUCUGUGCAACACCCCUUCACCUACAGACACACACGAGCAUGGAAACAUCCAUGGUAGUUCUACAGAAGUGAUGAAGGUUAGUAUGGGUUGAUGGAAGUUGCUCACCUAGAAUGAGAGAAAUACUACCUCCUUUGCAUGCUGAAAGCAGUUUGGCUGGCUUACAUAAGAGUGGGCCCAGGCCCAAGAUGGUGAAGCCAUUAUAAUGGUGACUCGACCUGCAGACUUGGAUGGGACUUUCCCUGGAACCUCAGUUGGGCUGCAGCUUUAUUUCCUAGAAUCUCCUCACCUGUUUGUUUUCAGUUUAGAGUUGCCCACAGAUAAAUCUGCAUGAGAUUUAGAAGGUGGAAGUGAAGUAGUUGUCUUAAGAAAAUUUUUUUUAACCCUCGGAAGGUCUGUGUAGGGCAGGCUCUGUUAUAGCUUGUGCAUGACAUUCCUGAUGUGCUGACUCACCUAACUGGCAUGUGGCAGUGACUGGCCCACAGUUUCUCCAGCUCCCCACAUCUCCUCCUCCAGCUUUUCCAAAUCCUGGGGCAGGUGCAUGUGCAGCUCCUUGGGGAAGGCUCCUGCUUAUCCUGCAGAUUGUCUUGCAUCAUCAGGAUUGGUGCUUGUGAGAGACAGAGAGAUAGGUGCAGCUCUAGUUUGUCCCCAUUCUCUGUCACUUUACAGCUGCCUUCCCUCCCAACUGUCAGAACAGCUGACUGCAGGCCCAGUGUCAGACGCAGAGGCAGCAGAUUUACACAGACGGCAUGACUAGUGCCUCCCAUUCCCUAAGGUCUAAUUCCUCUGAUCAAUCCUUAAUAUUACUCAUAGUUGUUCUGCUUCUCCCAUCACAGGCUUUUAAAUACCAGAGAGAGUCAAAACAGGUACCACUGGAGAAACUACACCCCAUUCUGAUUCCCAAAGCAUAGCGGCAGAUGUCUGGAGAAGUAGUUCCUUGGCCGAGGUAGAUGGACAAUGUCAUGAUGCCAUAAUCAGGCAAAAAUAAAGGAAUCUGUCCUCACUACAGCACAGCCUGUCCCCAGGCUCCUGAUUAUUUUUGUUUUUACCACCUCCAAGGAAGACAGAGUGUUUGUCACUUAGGAUGAUGACCAAGCCACACGUAGGUAAUAUAACCCGAUAGCCAGAGGGAGUGGUUUUCAAACAUUUGGACAGAUCUUACAGUACUGGUCAGAAAGUGAAAAAAACAGUGUGGUCUUUGGGUUUGAGGUUUUGUGCCCGUGACCGGGUCAUGCAGGUUACUUUUGCUCAGUAGUUGAUCGUUUGUUCUGUUGUUUUUGUUGCAAGAGAGACAUCCAGACCUACUCACACCCAAACCUUGAUUUCUCCUGCUUCAUUCUGAACCUUUCCGUUUAUUAGUAUUUGUCCAUUCGUUUAGUCCACAAAUGCAUCUGUGCUAGGUGCUGGGGAUAGAAUUGUGAGUAAAGUUAAACAGUCCCUGCCUCGUGGAUGUUUACAUGCUAUUGGAAGAGACAGACAGGAAACAACUGUGGUAAGUCCAACAAGAGAGGUAUUAGGUGGUAAAAGAGCAUCCCCUGCCAGCUCUGACCUGCCGAAGGGGUCAGAGAAUAGUGGAAAGCAGCUCCUGGUGAGGGGCUGGUAGAGCAGUGGGCAGGCACUGGCUGGUAGCUCACUGGCACCUGGCGGAACCCCAAGAGGUGGGAUGGUAGUGUACCGGGUCAUGGUUAACAGCCAGUUCUCAGGGACAAAAAGGCCUGAUCUAGCAUUUUCCAAAAAGACCAGAAAAGUCCGAAAGCCCCAGCCCUGCCUGCUGCAGCUGCCUCCACCUUCAGGCAGCAGCUCAGCAGCCUGAACCUUCGGGUGUUUCAGAGAGAUCUGUUUCCAUAAGGAAAUCCUCACCCAUUCAGCCUGAGGAGCCAUAGCUUCUUGCAGCAGAAGAGACGAGAGGAGGAGUCUGUGGAAAACUGCCUCUGAAAUUUCAUAAGAAAUUUCUCAAGAAACCUGAUUCUCCUUUUAGAAACAUUAAUGGUAACUUAGCAUUUUAGCUUCUACUCUGACUCUUUCUCUGCCCUUGGUCCUACCGCCACCCCCUCCUGAAGUCUGACCAGAUCUCCUCUAGUUGGUAAUGGGAGCAGCCGGCAUGCCUCUCACCUGCCAUCAGUGAUGAGGGGUGAUUACUCCCCUUGUCCACGCAGGCUCCUCAGCGCUACCCUGCAACCAGCCGUACCCAGGGACACACAGGAGGGAAGGGAGUUAACUGGCUCCAUCCAGCUAAGUGAGGGCAGGUGGGGGUCUGGGCAGCAGGCUGUGAGAAGUUCACAGUUUGUCCAUGAGAUUUACACUUCCUGAGAAGAGAAUGCAAUUAAGCAGGUAGGUGCAUUUGGCUUUUUAACACUUCCAUAGUUAAUCGCUCUUUCUCUGCCUUCUUUCUUCUGGCCUUGUGCUCCUAGUAUCAGCUGUGUAAUCCGAUAGCUUCAUUUUUUCUUUUAAAUGGCUGGCAUCUCAAAGACUACUAUAUGCAUGUUGACUAGACUUAGAACAUUUUGGGUUUUAUGUUGGUCUGAAUCCAGAAUAUCAGAGACAACUAUUUUCUCUCUCUGCUUUUUACUUUUUUUGUCUAACUCUUCAUCUCGUAGGCCUCCCAGUAGCACUGGAUGCAGGAAAAAAUACAUUGACGGUGAAAAACAAGCCGAACCAGUUGUAGUUUUAGAUCCUGUUUCUACACAUGAACCCCAAACCAAAGACCAGGUUGCUGAAAAAGAUCCAACUCAACACAAGGAGGAUGAAGGCAAAAUUCAACCAGAAAACAAAGAAGACAGCAUUGAAAACGUGAGAGAGACAGACAGCUCCAACUGCUGAUCCGUAAACCAGAAGCCUGACAUGUUUGGAAGUCCUUUUCAAUAAGCACAUGUUUAGUGUUGUUAUAUUGGCAAGGGCUGUAGACAUUCUGCUCUGGUCACUGUAUUCAGAAUACAGGUUCUUUUCUGGUGUCACUUUUGUAAGUAGCAACUAUAAACAUAAGUAAGCUGUUUAGCAAAACAUACAUUCCUAGUAGGUUUUGGUUUUUUGAUCUUUAUAAAGAUGAGAUUUUUUUUCCUAGUUACUGUAUUAAGUAUGACUUAUUUUAGAAGGUUACAAAAAAUUCAGAUGUUGAUACCUUUUUAGGAAAUGUGCAUACCACUCAUCAAAUGGAAUGCUGAAAGUUUGAGGUGCUUGUACAUAAUCCGAUAAACAAAACUGAUCAACCUAAUGUGAUUUUAAAAGCCCCCAAAGAAGUUUCUGUUUUGGGUCUGAUCCUCUUGAUGGAGAAACUGCAGCAGCGUGGAAAUUGUUGGGUACUGUGGCAUACAAGUUAUUUUCUACAGUAGACUGAGAUAAACUGAAAACUCAGGAGCUGGCAUCAAACUCGUAGUCCCAUAGUCAGUGUUAAUUACACACAUUGUUAACUAUUGGAUGAAAAAUAUGUUCUAUUGAUUGUGUCCAAAGCCUCCCAAGGACCUCCGUGGGGAUGCUCUGGUAGCCUGAAUACAGAACUGAGGUGAAAGUCCAAACCUUGAAUUUUACAGUAAUAAGUUGGUAAACCAUGUGCUCUGUGCUAUUAGUUAAUUAUGUUUUCCCAAAUACUAAUGUGGCACAAGUACCAUAUUUUAUCAGAGUUCUUAAUGUACAGUACGGUGAAGAUAAGUGACAAGCACACAUUUUUCUUGCUUCACUGCUGUUCUAUAUUACACAGGUUUGUUGUUUUUUUUUUUUUAAAAAAGAAAUUAAGCAGUAGUUAGUCUCUAAAAAUACAAUGUUUCAGGCUACCACAGUGAAUAAAUAGAAAUGUAAUCAGGGAUUAAAAAAAAAAAAAAAACUUAUGCAGCUUUUCGAAGUUGAUUGUUUCAAAAUUGGUGUUUAUUUAAAAUAAGUGGUAAUGUACUUGAAUGCACUUUUUAUGACAAUGAUUCAGUAAUGGUAAUUUUACUAUUAAAGAAAGUGAAAGGUUUAGUUUUGUUAGCAUGGCUCAGCAUGUAGCUGUCAGGUGUUUUUCACCUAAGGGCAAAAGAAAAUGAUAGUAAUAAUUGCAGUAGUUGUAUUGUAUUGUAUUUUUGCACGUGUGGUAAGCAUAGGCUUGAAGAGGUGGGUAGGCAGGUACAUGUACUUCCUAAAUUUGGAGAUAAUUAUCUUUCUGUAAGUUCGUUAUGCUUGACUGUUUCCAUGUUCUCCCAAUAAUGAUUUUACAGUUACUUAUCACUUUACUCAUGGGGAAUUAAAAUGUAAUGUUUUUCAACUGUAUCUUUCCUUAACUGGAUAAUACUGCUAUAUGAUAUGCUUACUACAGACUGCAUUAAUUCACGAAACAAAUUCUGUUAUGCUGUAAUUUGAACUCUCCUCACCACAACUUAUUAAAAAGGCACCAAUAGUUUCCCAUUAAGGGUCAGUUGUGGUUAUUAUUAACGUUUCUGGUUUAGUUCCCCAAGCUUGACGUUCUUUAAUAGAAAAUUGUAUACUAUUUGACAACUUUAGUAAUUUUUAAUAGUCCCUAA
Molecule: messenger RNA, 18449 nt
Organism: Pongo pygmaeus (Bornean orangutan)
Lineage: Eukaryota; Metazoa; Chordata; Mammalia; Primates; Hominidae
Gene: SHTN1
Product: shootin 1
Exons: 17
Coding region: 540-2216 (558 amino acids)
Biological process (GO): positive regulation of neuron migration; neuron projection morphogenesis
Cellular component (GO): cytoplasm; axonal growth cone; cell leading edge
Source: RefSeq, a predicted model, not a curated record